AUGUCGUCGUCUUCUCCCCACCCCGCUGUAACUGUUACAUCCAUCAAAAACCUCAUCCCAGUUACCCUGGACAUCGAAACAGGUCACUAUACUACCUGGUCGAAGAUGUUCAAGAUACAAUGCAAAGCACAUCUUGUGUACGACCACCUUCAACCAAAAUCGGCCACCGAAUCAUCUUCAUCUUCUGUUUCGAGCAAAGAAAAAGAUAAAGAACAACCUGUCCCCACCGUGACAUGGGAGCGUCUCGACUCCAUAGUCUUGCAGUGGAUUUACAGCACCAUAUCCACUGAUCUUUUGCACACCGUCCUUAAACCUGAUACGACUGCCUAUGACGCAUGGACCACUAUCGCCAAUAUUUUUCAAGAUAACAAGGCCACUCGCACCAUCGACCUCAACAAUAAAUUCGCAAACACUCACCUGGAUCAGUUUCCGAAUAUGUCAGCCUACUGUCAAGCGCUUAAGGUGAUAUUCGAUCAGUUGACUAAUCUUGGUUCCCCUAUUACUGAUGAACAGCUUGUGCUACAACUGCUGUCGGGCCUUACCGAGCAAUACGAGAACACAGCCUCUGUUAUUCAACAAAUGAAGCCGCUCCCCGAUUUCUAUGACACCCGCUCUCGACUAUGCAUGGCCGAAUCCAGAAAACUCAGUCAAGUUCGUUAUGCCGCACAGUCGGCCGGUGCGGCUCUCACCGCAUCGGUUGAAUCUUCACCCAAAGACAACCGCGAGAGGACCGAUCAACCCACUGGACAGCGCAUGGAUUCUUAUGAGCGGGGUCGCGGCCGUGGUCGUGGUCGCGGCCAGGGUCGAGGCAGACAGGGGGGCACCCGUGGCGGCGGCGGCAGGAAUGGAUAUUCUUCGUUUGGUGGCGGAAACUUCUCAUCUCCUUCGAACACUGCUGCAUACUACCCAUGGCCAUUCUUUGCGCCAUGGGCCGGCCCCAAUAACAGCCCCUCUCCACAAGCAUGGGCCUCAUGGACUAAUGGGCCUCCUUGUCCUUAUCCCACAGUGAACCGAUCCAACAACCAAACUUCCGCUGGAAUUCUCGGCCCUAGACCGGCUCAACACAUGCCAACGGAUCUCAAUCAUGCAAUGCAUGCCAUGUCGCUCAACGACCCGUCUUGGGCUAUGGACACAGGUGCCACAGAUUCUCUUCGGGUUAAUCUUAUGUCUCGUCUUGCAGCCGAAUUCGCCAUGAAGGAUCUAGGGCCUCUGAGUCAUUUUUUGGGUAUUCAUGUUCAACGACAAGGUAAUAAGAUGUUUCUUUCUCAACAAGCAUAUGCGAAAGACAUUAUCUAG
Molecule: messenger RNA, 1296 nt
Organism: Helianthus annuus (common sunflower)
Lineage: Eukaryota; Viridiplantae; Streptophyta; Magnoliopsida; Asterales; Asteraceae
Exons: 2
Coding region: 1-1296 (431 amino acids)
Source: RefSeq, a predicted model, not a curated record